UUGGCUAUUUAUUUGGCUACUGGCUGUCGCGUGAUCCAUUACGGAAGUAGACCCUUCAACUAUCCUCCUCAGCGGAAGCGUGUCACAACCUACCCGCCCACCCUUAGCGGAAGUUCGUCACGGCGCAGUUUCCUCCGCACAGCGGAUGUGUGUCGCCGCUUAAGUGACGCUGGGAAGCGCUUGCAGCCUUCGCCGCUGCCUUCUGGUUGAAGCACUAUGGAGGAAGAGAGGAAGAACAACAAACGGUGGUAUUUUACUCGAGAACAGCUGGAAAAUAGCCCAUCCCGUCGCUUUGGGCUGGACCCAGAUAAAGAACUUUCUUAUCGUCAGCAGGCGGCCAAUCUGCUCCAGGACAUGGGCCAACGUCUUUACGUCUCACAAUUGACUAUCAACACUGCUAUAGUAUAUAUGCAUCGAUUCUACAUGAUUCAGUCCUUCACACAGUUCCAUCGAUAUUCUGUGGCUCCAGCGGCCUUGUUUCUAGCAGCUAAAGUAGAGGAGCAGCCAAAAAAAUUGGAACACGUCAUCAAAGUAGCACAUGCUUGUCUCCAUCCACAGGACUCACUUCCCGAUACCAGGAGUGAGGCUUACCUGCAACAAGUUCAAGAUCUGGUGAUAUUAGAAAGCAUAAUUCUGCAGACUUUAGGCUUUGAACUAACAAUUGAUCACCCACAUACACAUGUGGUAAAGUGCACUCAACUUGUUCGAGCAAGCAAGGACUUAGCACAGACUUCUUACUUCAUGGCAACCAACAGCCUGCAUUUGACCACAUUUAGCCUGCAGUACACACCUCCUGUAGUGGCCUGUGUCUGCAUUCAUCUGGCUUGCAAGUGGUCCAACUGGGAGAUCCCAGUCUCAACUGAUGGGAAGCACUGGUGGGAGUAUGUUGACGCCACUGUGACCUUGGAACUUUUAGAUGAACUGACACAUGAAUUUCUACAGAUUCUGGAGAAAACCCCCAACAGGCUCAAACGAAUUCGGAAUUGGAGGGCAUGCCCGGCUGCCACGAAAACAAAGGCAGCAGACCGAGGAGCAGAGGCAAACACUUCCGAGCAGACAAUCCUCAAUAUGAUUUCCCAAAGCUCUUCAGACACAACUAUUGCCGGUUUAAUGAGCAUGUCAACUUCUUCUACCACAAGUUCAGUGCCUUCCCUUCCAGCCACUGAAGAGUCAUCCAGCAACAUAAGCAAUGUGGAUAUAUUGCAGGGCGAGCGUUGGCUGUCCUCCCAACCUUUUAAACUGGAACCUGCUCAGGGUCAUCGGACUAGUGAGAAUGUAGCACUUACAGGAGCUGAUCAUUCCUUGCAACAGGAUAGUUCAAAUGCAUUUAUUUCUCAGAAGCAGAACAGUAAGAGCGUGCCAUCAGCUAAAGUAUCACUGAAAGAAUACCGUGCAAAGCAUGCAGAAGAGUUGGCUGCCCAGAAGAGGCAACUGGAGAACAUGGAGGCCAAUGUGAAGUCACAGUAUGCAUAUGCUGCCCAGAAUCUCCUGUCUCAACAUGAUAGCCAUUCUUCAGUCAUUCUGAAAAUGCCCAUAGAGGGCUCAGAAAAUCCUGAGCGGCCUUUUUUGGAAAAGGCUGACAAAACAGCUCUCAAAAUGAGAAUUCCAGUGGCAAGUGGAGAUAAAGCUGCCUCUUUGAAACCUGAGGAGAUAAAAAUGCGCAUUAAAGUCCACGCAGCAUCUGACAAGCACAAUUCUGUGGAUGAUAGUAUCACAAAAAGCAGAGAGCACAAAGAAAAGCACAAGACUCAUCCAUCUAAUCAUCAUCAUCAUCAUAAUCACCACUCACACAAGCACUCUCACUCACAGCUUCCAGCUGGUACUGGGAACAAACGGCCAGGUGAUCCAAAACAUAGUAGCCAGGCAAGCUCCCUAGGACACAAAGCCUAUAGUUUGUCUAGUUCUUUCUCCUCUUCCAGUUCUGCUCGUAAAAGGGGUCCCCCUGAAGAGAUUGGAGGAGCAGUGCUUGAUCAUCCGGCAAAGAUUGCCAAGAGUACUAAAUCCUCUUCCAUAAAUUUCUCCUUCCCUCCUCUUCCUGCAAUGGCCCAGUUGCCUGGGCAUAGCUCAGACACAAGUGGCCUUCAUUUUUCACAGCCUAGCUGUAAAACUCGAGUUCCUCAUAUGAAACUGGAUAAGGGCCCUGCUGGGGCCAAUGGUCACAAUACAACCCAGACAAUAGACUAUCAAGAUACUGUGAAUAUGCUUCAUUCCCUUCUCAGUGCCCAGGGUGUUCAGCCCACUCCGCCACCUGCAUUUGAAUUUGUUCAUUCUUACGGUGAAUAUCUAAAUCCACGGGCUGGUGGAAUGUCCUCCAGAUCUGGCAAUACGGACAAACCCCGACUACCACCUCUACCUUCAGAACCUCCUCCACCACUUCCACCCCUUCCUAAAUGAAAAAGAAAAAAAAGAGAAGAAAAACUAAAAACGCAUUUUUUUGUUUUUGGUUUUUUUGGUUUUUUUUUAAACUACUGAUUCUGAACUAAGAAAAUUACUUCCCUAAUGAAAUAUGUCUCCCUUCUUGGACUAGGGAAUAAAUUAAUAUUGAGACAUAAGUGGGAGGAUGGUAGAGGGCCUUGGUUAUUGUAACUGCUGCCUCAGAAAUGUAACUAUUUUAUAGUUUUUAUUGGUAUUAGAAAAGUGAGAAGAUGUUGAAGCUGUGAAAGAAAAAUAAUACUUUCUCUAUUCUUGGCCUCUCCACCUCUUAAUUAGGUAAAUUAGAGUUGAUAUCUUCCCUCUUCUUGCCAGGACUGAAAUAUGGAGGGUUUGUUAUAUCAGACAGUUGUGGAUCUUUUUGGUGUUUAAUAUGUCAGAAGAGAGGAAGUAUUUAAACGUCAAAAUCUUUUAAGAGACUUUAAAAAAUAAUUUAAAGAAAGUAAGUUAUCUGUUUAGUUUUUCUUUUUUUUAUAUAUAAUUGGGAAAGGGAUAGGGAUUUUGCUGUGUGUAUGAAAUACAUAGCAAUGAAUCCUGGGGGUGGGAUUGGAGGGUGGAGGGUGUGAAGGGGGUCGGGAGGGUAGGCUUUUUUUGGCCUUGAUCUCUGAGAUAGACUUUGGCCACUUGAAGUGUUGAGACCUGUAAGUGUGUAUGCAAGUGUGGGUAUGUAUGUUUUUAAGAGUGUGUGUGUUUAAGUAUCAUGUUUUCUCUUUUUCCCUCCCUAUCCCUCUCCAUUUUUCACUUCCCAACAGUCUACUAGAGAGACUACGGUGUGGCCUUUAGAACAUAAAGGAAGAUGCAUGUAUUUGACAUGAUAUUUAACCCCUUUCUUUAUGCUGUCAUUGAGUUGUAGCCUUCUAAAUUCAAGUUGGGCAAGUGCAGCCAAUGGCCUGAUUUUGGACUCCAUUAUAAAAACUUCCUUUUAACCCCCUUUUCUUUUGAUCAGAACCAAGGUGGGGUUGAGGAAGAAGGUUUGGAGAGCAAAGCUGGCUUCUGCUGUAUGGAAUUGGGUGUGUCUUUUUCCAAGUUGGGCCUUUGGGAAAGUGUUCAAGUGAGAGCAGUCUCAGGGUCUCAGAUGGGAAGGGGUAUGUGCUGUACAUCCUACCUGUGAAAGCCCAGACCAUAUGUGAGAAUAGUUCUGGGAAAAGCCAUGGAGCUAGAGGAUCCUGAAAACAGUGAAAUUGUGAUUUGGGAAUUGUUAGGACAUUGUAUUUUAAAUUAUAUUAUAAAUGUGAGACUUGCUUUUUAUCUGUAUAGCUGAAGGGGAACCGCUGCAUCCUCAUUUUUUUUGUAGCCUAUAUGUCUUCAGAGAUUGGAGCUUGUGAAUUAACAGUACUGGUGCCAUGAGAGUGAGCAAGCCUAGCCCACAUAUACUGUUACGUGUAGAUAGUCCAUUCUUGGUGACUUUAGAUGCUAGGCAGAAGUUCUUCAGACUUCUAAGAAUCCUUUUAAAAAAUGGACCAGGUGUCUGUUCUUAUGGGUGCUUGAUUCUCCCAGAUUUUAAGAGUGAACGUUUUUGUUGAGGAAAGAAAUCUUUUAAGAGACUAGAAGAAUUCUAAUAAACCAAGUUGUCUAACUGAAAAUGCCACCUAGCUAUAGAUAAUUUGAUGUGAUAUUCUUUGGUCUUUGUGGCAUUUUUAUUUUUAUUUUUUGCUGUG
Messenger RNA from Pipistrellus kuhlii (Kuhl's pipistrelle), 4088 nucleotides. RefSeq names its product cyclin T1 (gene CCNT1). The record is from RefSeq and is a predicted model, not a curated record. The transcript is spliced from 9 exons. Lineage: Eukaryota; Metazoa; Chordata; Mammalia; Chiroptera; Vespertilionidae. Gene Ontology annotation, molecular function: cyclin-dependent protein serine/threonine kinase activator activity. The coding region runs from base 217 to 2394 and encodes 725 amino acids. Gene Ontology annotation, biological process: regulation of transcription by RNA polymerase II; positive regulation of DNA-templated transcription, elongation. Gene Ontology annotation, cellular component: cyclin/CDK positive transcription elongation factor complex; nucleus.